This is a messenger RNA of Cantharellus anzutake, 2220 nucleotides long. RefSeq lists its product as uncharacterized. The transcript is spliced from 5 exons. Bases 265 to 2064 code for a protein of 599 amino acids. NCBI's taxonomy places the organism in Eukaryota, Fungi, Basidiomycota, Agaricomycetes, Cantharellales, Hydnaceae. Gene Ontology annotation, molecular function: protein binding. The record is from RefSeq and is a predicted model, not a curated record.
UCCGAAUAUCGCGCCUGAAUUAAGAAGGUAUCUGUAUUUGAGGUAUUUGGUUGAGACAAACGCUCCGUUAGAUUCAUUGACAGAGGUGGAGCAGGUGGAGUCAUUGUUGAUCAAGUAUCAUCCUGGGAAGCAAGAUGGUGCUGCACUGGUCAAGCUAGUACGUCGUCCCUAUCUAUUGAGUAACUCAAGCGUGUGGUUUCAGCCCGUCUCGUUUGAUAGAAGUCUGGUGCGCUGGUGCAUGACAGUGCGUUGAAUGUUUCAGGGAUGACGAUUGCUAGUGUCAGGGAACGAUUUGCUAUCUUUGGACGCCACUUUCUUCGGAACAUCUUGCAUCUCCCCCGACCGACCCACUCUCGAAAAACCGUUGGGUUUGCGAAGAUGUUAGCUGCUGUUGCGGGAGAUGCAUUCAUGGAUGAUUUGCAUUCCACUGCACGCAGUGCAUCCUCCGAGGCAGUGAUGAUCCUCCGAUCGCUACUUCCGCGUUCAUCACAUAUGGAAGUGAUUCGAUCGACUCCUUUACUUGGGCUCAAGGUCACGAAAUUGCUUUCUACGUCGGGGAAGAAGACAAUUCAAGGAAAUAAAGACGGCCGUUCCCCUACCCAAACGCCAGCGUUGCCGGAAUCAGAACCAGAAACACACGAAGACGACGAACUUCUCUUUGCCCUAGCAGAAGCAUACAACGGUCUCGGAGACGCUCAAAAAGCGAUGCGGCAGUGGGAACCUGCUGAAAGGGCGUACGAAAAUGGUGUUCGAGUCCUUCGAGUCCUUUAUUCUCGUCGACCUAAAGAAUUUUUGAAACCAUUAUGCCUCCAAUUGAGUGGAUUGGCGAUGACGAAACUUGAGAUGAGGAAAUUUGAUGAAUCUGCUGCGACGAGGGGUGAGAGUAUUGUCCUUAGGAGGCAGGUGUGUGUCGAGAGUGUCAGGAGUCAGGCAGGGAGGGAGAUGAUGAACAGGGCGUUGGGUCCUUUACCGCCUCCUGACUUCUCUUCGCCUUCGGGGCCAUCGUCAUCCAUGCCUGCAACGAGCGCGACAGACGCGAGGGGUGCAAGAACAGCGGCGACAAAUCCGGCUACUGCUGUUCGAAGCCAAUUUGAUCAAUGUAUCGCAUUUUGCAAAUCGUUGUAUCAGGAAGCCCGAGGGGUCCAUUUCGUGGAUCAGGAAUGUAUCCGAAUUCGACGAAUGUUACAUCAAGAUAAUGACGCACUCCAUCGUGAACAUUUAUCGAGAACGUUACUCGCUCAUGCUCAGUCGCUUCGACAUGUAUUCUUGUCUCAGGCCGAUCGUCCCCGGACUUUUUUCUCGAGCUCUGCCUGGCGGGCUGACGAGGGAUCGGAAAGUUAUCCAACGGUAACGAAUGUGGAAGAACCGUUAUUAGAGAUGGAAGAUCUCGUGCGAGCUCUAAAUCAGCAAGGGUGGAACUUAGCCACCAUGGGACGUUAUCAUGAAGCAGCGGAGGCAUUCGGCGAAAGUGUCAAAAUUAGUCACGUCCUCCAAAGCCGAGAUCCAUCCCGCAUAGGUGCUCAGAACUUGCCGUAUUCAUUAUGCGCAUGGGGUGAUUGUCUUUAUUCCUCCGGCCGAUCUUCGGAGGCCGCACGCGUGAUUGGUGAAUCUGUCGCUCUCUCAAGAAAACGGCAUGAUGGAUCGAGCUUCUUGGCGAAUGUUCUCGGGUCAUAUUGUAGGGCACUUAGAGGUGCCGGGAAGUGGAACGACGCUGAGGCUGUGGGGGUUGAGUCAACUGAGCUAUGGAGGAGAUUAUAUGGGGCUGAUCCGCUCGGCAAGUAUGGUGCCAAGAUUGCGUUCAGCAAUUUUGCUUUGACGAUAACGCUCGUCUAUCAGAAGGAUUUCGAUCGAGCUUUGGUUACCGCUCAGGAAGCCAUUAAGGAGCUAGGCCGUCUAAUGGAAACGGAACUUGUCAUUCCUCGAAGCUUGAGCGAGCUUCCGUCCAUUGUGGAAGUGGCUACCACUACGAAGAGUCUUCCUGGCAGCCCUUGGGUCGUAGCAAACAUGCAUGGAGAAUUAAAGGAGCUUGUCAUGGCGCUUACGGGAAUUAGCUUUCCCCAUUAGGCUCAAAGUGGGAAGGAGACGGGAACACAACUAUGCUACGAUGUCUACAUAGAUGGGAUAAUUCACUAACUUCGCGCGUGUUGUCUAUCGCGCCAAUCAAUAGCAGUGUAUACAUAGCUCUACCUGAGCGCGCACAGCCGUACGUUUCUAGUGGUU